AUGUUGUUUCGCAAGCGGAAGCAGCAGCAGCAGGAUGAGAACGAGGUGCGGACCUUCGAGGACCUUACCCGCUUCCCGAUGACAUUUUACAAGACCAUCGGCGAGGAUCUGUAUUCGGAUCGGGAUCCGAAUCUAAUACGACGUUAUUUGCUGCGUUUCUAUUUGAUCCUGGGUUUCCUCAACUUCAAUGCCUAUGUGGUGGGUGAAAUCGCCUACUUCAUAGUGCACAUCACCUCCACGACGACCCUGCUGGAAGCCACGGCUGUGGCUCCAUGUAUUGGCUUCAGUUUCAUGGCGGAUUUCAAGCAAUUUGGUCUGACGGUAAACCGGAAGCGUCUGGUAAAGCUACUGGAUGACCUCAAGGAAAUAUUUCCCAUGGAGGCGGAGAGUCAGCGCGUCUACCAUGUGGCCUACUACCAGAAGCACAUGAAUCGUGUGAUGACACUAUUUACCAUACUCUGCAUGACGUACACUUCAUCUUUUAGCUUCUAUCCGGCUAUAAAAUCCACCAUCAAGUAUUAUCUGAUGGGCUCGGAGAUCUUUGAGCGAAACUAUGGCUUUCAUAUACAGUUUCCCUAUGAUGCGGAAACGGAUCUCACGGUUUAUUGGUUCUCCUACUGGGGCUUGGCCCAUUGUGCCUAUGUGGCUGGUGUUUCCUAUGUCUGUGUGGAUCUUCUGCUGAUCACGACCAUUACCCAGUUGACAAUGCAUUUUAAUUAUUUGGCGGAUAACCUGGAGGCCUACGAUGGCGGCGAGCACACGGAUGAGGAGAAUAUCAAGUAUCUGCAUGACUUGGUUGUGUAUCAUUCAAGAGCUUUGGAUCUCAGCGAGGAGGUUAACAACAUCUUUAGCUUCUUAAUUUUAUGGAACUUUAUAGCCGCUUCUUUGGUUAUAUGCUUUGCUGGCUUUCAGAUCACAGCCUCCAAUGUGGAGGACAUUGUGCUGUAUUUUAUAUUCUUUUCAGCCUCGCUGGUGCAAGUGUUUGUGGUUUGCUAUUAUGGCGAUGAAAUGAUAUCAUCAAGCUCUCGCAUUGGCCAUGCCGCCUUUAAUCAGAAUUGGUUGCCCUGCAGCAGCAAAUACAAGCGUAUUUUGAAGUAUAUUAUAAUGCGAAGUCAGAAGCCGGCCUCUAUUAGACCGCCCACUUUUCCGCCCAUCUCGUUUAACACUUUUAUGAAGGUUAUCAGCAUGUCGUAUCAGUUUUUUGCUCUCCUGCGAACCACAUACUAUGGUUAA
Molecule: messenger RNA, 1233 nt
Organism: Drosophila kikkawai
Lineage: Eukaryota; Metazoa; Arthropoda; Insecta; Diptera; Drosophilidae
Gene: Or92a
Product: Odorant receptor 92a
Biological process (GO): sensory perception of smell; detection of chemical stimulus involved in sensory perception of smell
Cellular component (GO): plasma membrane
Molecular function (GO): odorant binding; olfactory receptor activity
Source: RefSeq, a predicted model, not a curated record